Benincasa hispida (wax gourd) is the source of this 803-nucleotide messenger RNA. RefSeq names its product copper transporter 5 (gene COPT5). Lineage: Eukaryota; Viridiplantae; Streptophyta; Magnoliopsida; Cucurbitales; Cucurbitaceae. Gene Ontology annotation, biological process: copper ion transmembrane transport. Gene Ontology annotation, cellular component: plasma membrane. Gene Ontology annotation, molecular function: copper ion transmembrane transporter activity. The record is from RefSeq and is a predicted model, not a curated record.
AAACCCAACCAAGCAUAAAAAAUUGGAGGCCGAGGGUUUAAAACGGCCCCUUCAUCCAAACGCCAACAAGAAACUCGAUUUCUUUGCCAAAUUCACAUUCACAUUCUCUCUCUCUUCUCCGAUUCUGUAAAUUUCGUUGCAGAGAGCGAAGAUGAUGCACAUGACCUUCUACUGGAGCAAGGAGGUGACUCUCCUCAUCAAUUCAUGGCGGACAAAUUCAUGGUUGAGUUAUUCCCUCUCUUUGCUUGCUUGUUUCAUUGUCUCCAUUUUCUACCAGUAUUUGGAGAAUUAUCGAAUCCGUUUGAAGCUUCUUCUGUGUCGGAAGCCAUCGCCGUCAGAGAUCGAGGCCCCUCUCCUUCGAUCUAAAGUGGCUGGGAAGUUUCAGGCUGUGAGAUUUGCUGCAGCUCUGUUUUACGGAGUCAACUCGGCGAUCGGUUACCUUCUGAUGCUCGCGAUUAUGUCCUUUAAUGGCGGAGUUUUCGUUGCAAUUGUCUUAGGGCUUGCGAUCGGUUAUUUGGUGUUUAGGAGUGACGAUGAGGACGUUAGUGUUAGUGUUGAAAAUCCUUGUGCAUGUGCUUAGUUCUUUCCCAAGGAGCCAAACAGAUAAGAAAAUGAAACAAUUGCUAUACCUGCUUCUUUAAAUUAUGAAUAGGUUUUUUUCAUUGUUUUCGUUUCUUGCAGAAUUGAUUAAUCGGUCCUGUUGUUCAAUUAUGCUAUUUGAAAAUUUGUAGCUCUGUUUAGAUCUGUUCUGGGUAGGAAAUUUGUUCAUAAAUAUGAUAAAAUACUAUGAUUGGGAAAGAAAA